This is a messenger RNA of Phlebotomus argentipes, 3706 nucleotides long. RefSeq lists its product as uncharacterized. The coding region runs from base 76 to 3132 and encodes 1018 amino acids. Lineage: Eukaryota; Metazoa; Arthropoda; Insecta; Diptera; Psychodidae. The transcript has 5 exons. The record is from RefSeq and is a predicted model, not a curated record.
AUCAGAUUAGGCGAAGAGAGACAUAAAUUACCUGUUCGGGAGUUGCGCUAAUGGCCAAUAAAGACAAGAACAACGAUGAACAUACGAAUAGUGGCGGUGAAUUUGUGUCUAGCUGUGCUCCUCAGCGCGAGCGGCUCGCGAGCGGCCAUUUAUACACCAGGAGGUCCUGUCUAUGUGAAUCCUGAGCAGGAGAUUCAAGCCACACCGAGCCAGCAGACGAUAAAUUAUGUGACACAAACAGUUUAUGGGUUUUUGGAUUUCACAACCACAAUCGGCAACACCGUGAUGCUCUUUUCGCCACAAAGUUCAGCACCGGCUGUGGCCCCUUCGAGUGUCGUUGAGGUGAAAACUACGAAGGUGCAAGAAGUGACUCCGUCGAAAGUGGAGGAAGUGACAUCUUCCACUGUGCAGGCAGUCACUCCGUCUGUUGUGGAGGUGAAACCUGUGAAAAUGGAGGAGAAGAAGCCAGUUGUGGUGACGAAGGAGAUCAAAUCCGUCGUAUCGUCGAUCGUGAAUGUCAUCACGGCGGUGGAACAGCCCGAAAAGCCGUCGAUUGUGAGUGUCGUGAAUGUCGUGAAGCCAGAAACUGUGGCCACAACAUCGAAGACUACACAAAUUGUGUCCACGAAAGUCGAUGUGAUCGUCAACAAGGAGACACACACAGUUGUUCCCACCGUCGUGAGAGAUCCUCCUGAGGAAGUUGAGCAGCAGAUUGAGGAGGAGGAAGAAGAAGAGGAGGAGGAGGAAGUAGAGGAGAAAGAUCCUCAGGAUGGCUUGAUAAUUGAGUCCAGCAUUCCGGAGAUUAAUUCCAAUGUCAAUUCAGACAUUCCCGUGCAGAUUCCCAACAACAUCGGUGAGCCUGAGUAUGACUUCCUCUCGCGUCAGCCGGCUGAGUAUGUCGAGGAGACGUACAGAGUGCACAAUCUGCGCGGAGGCGGCAAGCCGCACAUCAAAUCGAGGCCCACAGAAGCGCCCAGGAGAGACAGCUUGCAUCCCACGGGAUUGGUGACGAAACUGGGUGGCACUGUGGUGAAGGACGGCGUGACGACAAUCCACGAAACGAGUGUGAUCGGCACUUACAUCUCGGGAAAGUACGCCCAAGUGUUGCAGAGCACAUCACAGAUCUUCCACAAUCCCAAUAAGGCCAAAAUUGCCCCAUCGCCGUCGCUCAAGGUGCUGAAAACCGCCGCUCCUGUUGCUCACAAGGCACACAGACACACUGUCGAGGCGACACCGAGUCUGGACAGCUACGAGGACACAUACACCACGGCUCCUGGGCGUCUCAGCAAGCGACCAGUGGCUAUUCCGCCCACAAGUCCGGGCGAUUUCAAGAGUCGCUUCAGGAAUCGAAAGUACACGCCAGACAGCGGGCAGGAUUACGUUGAGGAAGUGACGCCGGCCGCUGAGAAGGUCACGACGAAGAAGUACAGGAACAACCAUCAGAAGUACAAUCGCCCAUCGUCAGAGGUGAACACAGUUUCUGUCUAUCCAGAGACGAGUUCUGUGCCGGCCUUCAGACGGAACAAGGCGUCAAGGCACGAAUUCAAACCCACUUCCACAGUGACACAGAACAAUGAGGCUCACUCGAGGCGCGGCUUCAAGCCGAAACUUCAUCCUACGAGUGUGGACAAUGACCAAACGUCCACGAGUCUGUACAAGUUCAAGCUCAAUCGCACUCCCGGACGCUGGCAGUACAAGACAACGCCGAAGCCAAGGGUGAACAUCCGGAAGUCCACGGAUGAGCUGAAGGAAACCGCCACGGAAGCAAUCAAUGGCGAGGUGAGAGGUGAUGAUGGCGAUCUAGAUGGACAGCCUUCGCUGACAGGAGACAUCCUGCAGGACGACGGUCGCAAUGGGAUCGAGAAGCCACUGCCCGUGGAGACACUGAAGGUGGAAAUCUCCACGCCGGCGGACUUUGCUGAUGUCUACUACGAGAUCGCCACCAUAAAGUCGCCCUACACUUUCCAAGUGGGCCCAGUGAAGAAGACGCGCUUCAUCACAGUCACUUCCACCUUCGAGAAGACCCUAGAGCCAGAGACAACGACAGAGAUCACGGGACCUCUGACUGAGAACAUCCUGGCCACGACAUCUCACUUGGACAGUGAGCACAAUCUCCUGGACUCCACCAUUGCCACACUGCCUCCGCUCUAUCUCAGCGAGGGCGGAGAGACGCCAUCGCUGGAGACCCUCACGGAGACCUUCAGCACUUCGCACGUCCUGCUGAAGACGCACAUCCUGCCGAUUGUGCAUAACGAGAACAGCACUGAGCGCCACACUCUCAUCCAAACCUACCACGUGACGAGACUCGUCACCGCCACAAAGACACUGCCGCCGAUGGAGAGUUACCACUUCGUGCCCAGCAAGACAUUCAAUGAAUUCAACAGUCGCCUGGACGAAGCGGGCUCAGAGCUGCAUCUGGAGUUGGAGUUUGGUGACAACAACGAGGAGGACGACGAUGACGAGGGUCUGCGCCAGGAGUUGCCCGCCGAGCUGGAUCUGUCGAAGGUGGGAACAGAUCUGGAUUUGCUCGGUCUGGAUCGCGUACCGGCAUUGAAGCCCAAACAGCCGAAGAUCACCAAGACGUCCGUUGAGGUCACCACGCCAAAAGCCACAGAGAUCCAGCCGGAGAUUCAGCAAUUGCUGCGACUGCUAAAUCCCGCCGCCGCUGCCAAUCUGCCUCAGGUCAUCACAUCCUCAAAGCCUGUCAUCAAGGUGGAAACCGUGUAUGAUUCUCACGUGAUUCCCAUCUUCAACGGCAUGUCGACGAUCUUUAGCACACUCACGCGCCCAAUUGGCACGGUGACGAAGACAGACUAUGAGUACGAGACGACAACCAUCCAGCCGACGCUUCCCAUUCAGCCAGUACCCAUGAAUCCCCUCUUCCCGCCCCAACCGCAAUUCCAGGUCACUUCGGCACCCAUUGUGACCAACACCGUGGUCACCGUGACGGAUAGUAAGAUCCUCAAGCUCACAUUUGGCGCCAAAACAGCCUACACCACGCUCUUCUCCACUCACGUCACACCCACACUUGUCACCACGUUCGUGACACAAUCCGUGCCGGUCGCUCCCAACGCUGGCGCCUUUCCCGGCUACUUCCCCGCCCCCUACGCCCCCUUCCCGUACGUUGGGUAAGCGCCCUCAGCCGUUCACUGCGUGAAUAGACAAGUUGAUCUUCCGGACACACACGAAAAUCGUCCGGAACAUCAAUUUUCCCAUCUCACACUUUCAACUCAAUCACAUUUCUCAGAGCCAUGACAAUCUGUCGAAAUUUCACCCUGGAUGGGAAACUGUGAAGUGCAAUUCUGCCAUUGUUCUUCUGCAUUUCAUCACCAUUUAUGAGAGAGAAAACUCCCUUUUUGCAUUUCCGCGAAGAUUAGGAGGAAGAAUGACAAUCUGAACUUUCCGAUAUGAUUCUUAUAAACAGAAAAAAAAAUUGCCGUGUGAUUGAGUUUGAAUAGUGUUAAGAUAUAAAAUUGCGAUACAAAAACGAAAGAGAAAAAGAAAACAUGAAAAUUCCACCCAAAUACUCGAAUUUAAUGGAUUUCACCUCGUGUCUGAGAGGUUUUGGAGUGAGUGUGAGGAGAGGAAAUAUAAUAUGACAAAAAAAAAGAGAAGUUUCUGUAAAUAAUUCGGUGCUGCAAAAGCUGCGAGAGAGACCUUAAAAUACUCUUAAAAAAAUGUUUAGAUGUUUAAAUUGUUAGGAAUA